Messenger RNA from Leptosia nina, 1263 nucleotides. NCBI's taxonomy places the organism in Eukaryota, Metazoa, Arthropoda, Insecta, Lepidoptera, Pieridae. The record is from the annotation of a GenBank genome assembly.
AUGAUACCGAGAAUGGGGUUCCUACACCAGGUUUGGAUGAAAUUAACACCAACUAAGGCUCUGCAGCGGUGCCAGAGAGAAGAAGCAAGAUUUUUUGAAUAUAUGUACCGUGUCACUUAUUUAGCAGGAAUGUCAUCUGCAGAGGACAGUUUUACAUACUCCUUAUACAGUACAACUGUUAAAUUUCUCCUCAUGUGUCUUGUGUUUACUGAGCUGUGGCAUUUUAUGAGUACUCAAUGGACCAUAGACACUAUUACUGAUAGUGUCAAUAUUACCUUGAUACAGCUGGGAGCUCUUUACAAAUAUAUAAAGAAGUUCAGGAACCAGCAAGUCUUCAUACAACUGGCUUCGUCAAUGAACUCAACAAAUUUCGAUGUAUCUACGAAGAAAAGAAAGGAUCUUUUGGAAUAUUGGGUAAAGAGAAAUGAGUUUCAUGUAAAACUCAUGCUCGCGCUGGGCACAUGUACUAUCAUUGCUUGGUACAUUUAUCCCUUGGUUGAUGAUUUGGAAUACAACCUGUGCGUUUCAAUUCGUCUCCCAUUCACGUAUCGAACUCCUCUACUCUAUGCGGUCACAUACAUUUCUGUCAUCAUCGUGUUUUCUUACAUCUCCUACUUCGUGAUGAUCAAUGAUCUAACAAUACAAGCUCAUUUGAUGCACCUUUUGUGCCAAUUCUCAGUCUUGAGACAUUGCUUUAGAUAUAUAAUAGAGGACUGCAAGACGGGCUUUAAUCAUUUGCCAGAAUCCCAAAUGUACACAAAUGAGACAUUUAGACAAAGGUGCAAGAAACGUCUCGGAGACUUGAUACAGCAACACAAAUUUAUACUCAACAACACAGCUGCAUUACGGGACAUACUAAGUGCACCGAUGUUAGGACAGUUAGCUGUUAGUACAACAUUAAUUUGCUCUAUUGGUUAUCAAUUGGUCGCCACAUCCGCGAGCGUCAACAUAACAAAGUGGCUGAUGAGUCUACUGUAUUUGGGAUACAAUAUGUUUGGUCUGUACAUAGUGUGCCGAUGUUGUGAGGAAAUCAAAAUUCAGAAUCUGGCCAUUGGUGACGCUGUAUAUUUCUCUGGUUGGGAGCGUGGUAUUACGAAUAUACCAGGAUUUCGAUCGAGUAUUCUUCUCAUUUUGGCCAGAUGCAACAAACCACUUGUAUUAUCUGCAGGGGGCAUGUAUGAACUAUCUCUUAAGGCAUAUGCUGCUAUGGUGAAAACUUCGUACAGUGCUCUUACUGUGUUAUUAAGAUUUCGCCACAACUGA